UCACACACGGACAGCGAGGCUGGCCGUCACACUCAAGUUCAUCGUCGGACCGGAGGAAGCGCGGGGAGAGGAAACCGAGGAGCGGCGACCAUGACAACGAACAAAUACGACGUGAUCGUCAUCGGGGGAGGAAUCUCAGGGCUGUGUGCGGCCAAGCUGCUGGUGGAGUCCGGUCUAAACCCAGUGGUGCUGGAGGCUCGGAACCGUGUGGGCGGUCGGACCUUCACCGUACAGAACAAGGAGACCAAAUAUGUGGACCUGGGGGGCGCGUACGUCGGGCCCACGCAGAACCGCAUCCUGCGGAUCGCCAAGGAGUUCGGGGUGGAGACGUACAAGGUGAACGAGAAGGAGAACCUGGUGCACUACGUGAAGGGAAAGCCGUACCCAUUUAAGGGUCCCUUCCCACCUAUGUGGAAUCCACUGGCCUUGAUGGACUACAACAACCUAUGGCGGAAGAUGGAUGAGAUGGGGAAGGAGAUCCCCAUGGAGGCCCCAUGGAGAGCACCACACGCAGAGGUGUGGGACAAGAUCACCAUGAAGGAGCUCUUUGACAAGCUAUGCUGGACAAGGGCGGCCCGGCAGUUUGCCAACCUCUUUGUCAAUGUGAAUGUGACUUCAGAGCCACAUGAGGUGUCUGCCCUGUGGUUCUUGUGGUAUGUCAAGCAGUGUGGUGGCACCAUGAGGAUCUUCUCUACCACCAAUGGAGGACAGGAACGGAAGUUCGUGGGCGGCUCCAACCAGAUCAGCCAGCGCAUCGCUUCCAAGCUUGGGGAACGUGUGAAGCUGGAGAGGGCGGUGUACCGCAUCGACCAGACUGGUGACAAUGUGGUGGUGGAGACGCUCAAUAAGGAGACGUAUGAGGCUAAAUUUGUCAUCAUCGCUACGGCACCAGGGCUGCACUUGAAGAUGCAUUUUAAUCCUCCGCUGCCCCCGCUGCGCAACCAGCUCAUCCACCGCGUGCCCACCGGCUCCGUCAUCAAGUGCAUGGUCUACUACAGGGAGAGCUUCUGGAGGAAGAAAGGCUACUGUGGCAGUAUGGUGAUUGAGGAGGAAGAAUCCCCCAUUGGCCUGACGUUGGAUGACACCAAGCCUGACGGCACCGUGCCUGCCAUCAUGGGCUUCAUCUUGGCCCGUAAAGCUCGAAAACUUGCAGCACUGACCAAGGAAGAGAGGAAGAGAAGGAUAUGUGAGAUCUACUCCCGAGUUUUAGGCUCAGAAGAGGCAUUAUAUCCUGUGCACUAUGAAGAGAAGAACUGGUGUGAGGAGGAAUACUCUGGCGGCUGCUACACGGCCUACUUCCCCCCGGGCAUCCUCACCCAGUAUGGCAAGGUGCUGCGGGAGCCUGUGGGACGGCUGUACUUUGCAGGAACCGAGACGGCCACUGAGUGGAGUGGCUACAUGGAUGGGGCAGUGCAGGCAGGGGAGCGGGCAGCAAGAGAGAUUCUCCAUACCAUGGGUUUGAUUCCCCAGAGUGAGAUUUGGAAGCAAGAACCUGAGUCUGUGGAUGUGCCGGCACGUCAGUUUGUCGCCACCUUCUGGGAGAGGAACCUGCCGUCUGUUCCAGGGUUCCUGAAGUUCCUGGGGACAUCCUCGGUCCUCACAGCAGCCGUUGUGGCCAGUCUCCUGGCCUACAAAAGGGGCCUUAUUCCGCGGAGCUAAAGCCUCGUCUUUUCCACGCUCUCCCUGGCCUUGGUGAAGACUGUUCUCAUCUGUCCCUCCAAUCUUCUGGCUGAAGUUGCAGGGCUGGCUGCAGAGCUGUUCCAGUCUUACAGAAGACGACAUUUCAUGCACAGAUCAAAAACACCAGAGUGAUUUCUCAAAAUCAUGAGGAUCAGAAUUAAGCCUUAUGUCGGGAACUUUAUCAUUUUAAACAAAUAAUAUAAUGAUAAAAUGAGCCAUUUGUUUUUAUUCCAUGUGUAAUCAAAAUAAAUUCACAUGAGGACUUCGAUGCUUGGCCAAAGACCACCAGUCAGACCACUUGGGUUUUACACUAGUUUUGCUAAAAGCCAGAUAAUAAUGGCAACAUUUACUGGCAGUUUUAUGAA
Molecule: messenger RNA, 2045 nt
Organism: Scleropages formosus (Asian bonytongue)
Lineage: Eukaryota; Metazoa; Chordata; Actinopteri; Osteoglossiformes; Osteoglossidae
Gene: maoa
Product: monoamine oxidase
Exons: 15
Coding region: 91-1659 (522 amino acids)
Cellular component (GO): mitochondrion
Molecular function (GO): primary methylamine oxidase activity; flavin adenine dinucleotide binding
Source: RefSeq, a predicted model, not a curated record